Messenger RNA from Puccinia graminis f. sp. tritici CRL 75-36-700-3, 597 nucleotides. RefSeq lists its product as uncharacterized. The record is from RefSeq and is a predicted model, not a curated record. NCBI's taxonomy places the organism in Eukaryota, Fungi, Basidiomycota, Pucciniomycetes, Pucciniales, Pucciniaceae. The transcript is spliced from 2 exons. The coding region runs from base 1 to 597 and encodes 198 amino acids.
AUGUCGCUUGGAGGACCCUUCAAAGAAGUCACCACUUUUGUACAACUCAUGGAAUCUGCCGCAUCCAUGGCCUCAGUCUCAGCAACUAGUAAAAAACACAUAUCAGCAGUUAUUGAUCUUCAAUACUAUUGUGUUUGGGAGGCGACCAAUGGAAUGUGCAAUAGCAAGCAGUCAGACCCGAUAGAGUACAGGAUAGCUAUCUUGCAUGACAGUUGGACCAACACAGGGAACGAUGAAGCUGAAGGAUAUUCUGUUCAAUCAAAACCACAAAAAGAAAGAACAAUGAGCAAGCUAUUAAUCUCAUCAACUGGUCUCUGUAGGGUCCAUCAACAGACUAUCCCGGUUGAAGUGACCAGUUUCGCACCAAUGAAUUUGAAAGAUUUGGAUCAGCGAUUCAAGGAGAGGGAAAGGCAAAGAUCGAUUAGUUACAGGAUUAUACUUCCUGUCACUAGAUCUGAAUACACGUCAUUGACAAACCUGAAUAUUGAAGGGACUAUGGAGGUUGAAGCAAACAGUCCCGCUUCCCUGGCUUUGGCUUGUUCUUUAGAGCAAGCCAUCAAUUUCGCGGAAGUACAGUUUGGAAAAUUUCCAUUGUAG